AAUAUUGAGAAUGACUCUGCAUGAGAUGGUUCAGACUGCGGCCAGAUUAUAUCCCGAAAGAAGAGCUGUGUGCUUUGAUGCGUGCAACUCUCAGAUUCCAGUUUACUACAAGUAUAAGACAGUUAUGCGCCUUGCUACAGAGCUUACAGACUUCCUGAGGAAACAUUGCAACCUUACUGAAAAUUUGGAAAUCGGUCUCUACUGUUAUCCGGGGAUAAACCUACCUUCUUGGAUUCUAGGAAAUUCACAACUACCUAUGGACACUUGUACAGCCAGAAUUCUCUUCAAAGGCAGAGAAUUGGUUUAAUUCUUUUCCAAAGGCAGAGUGGUGUUCCAUUGACCAAAUAUGGAAAUGCAGAGAGUGAAAGUUCUGUGGUCGAAAGGGUCCGUCAAGAACAACAACGUGAUGUUAGACCACCCAAAGAUUUGUUGAAUGUCAGAGAGAAACAUUCCCUGGCAUAUAUUUUACACACAUCUGGAACAACAGGACUCCCCAAAAUUGUGAGGGUGCCUCAUAAAUGCAUCGUACCAAAUAUCCUUCACCUUAGACUUCUGCAGGUACCUGCUGCGUAUUCUCCCAUCGAUCCAGAUGCCUUGUCCAGCCUCUAUACUUCCUUCAUGAAGACAUGUGGUUUCCAAUACGUUCUUGUUGAAGAAGAUAAAGUUGAUUCCUUGUUUUACAUCUCUCUUCCUUCUGCCUGUUCACCCAUCCUUUUUUCAGAUUUGAUGCUGCUAUACCACUGGGAACACCAUUAUCUGGAACAGCAGUUGAAGUCAAAGAUGCUGAAGGCUUCCUUGUCCAAGAAGGUGAAGGCCAAGUAUUUAUAG
Thamnophis sirtalis is the source of this 828-nucleotide messenger RNA. The record is from RefSeq and is a predicted model, not a curated record. Lineage: Eukaryota; Metazoa; Chordata; Lepidosauria; Squamata; Natricidae.